Messenger RNA from Hyalella azteca, 4406 nucleotides. Its product is annotated as glutamate [NMDA] receptor subunit 1. The coding region runs from base 1 to 3006 and encodes 1001 amino acids. Gene Ontology annotation, cellular component: synapse; neuron projection; plasma membrane. The transcript is spliced from 17 exons. The record is from RefSeq and is a predicted model, not a curated record. Gene Ontology annotation, molecular function: NMDA glutamate receptor activity. Gene Ontology annotation, biological process: monoatomic ion transport; chemical synaptic transmission; regulation of membrane potential. Lineage: Eukaryota; Metazoa; Arthropoda; Malacostraca; Amphipoda; Hyalellidae.
AUGGAGACGCACGAGCUAAACAGAAUAAACCAAGACAAGGCGUACGUUGACCCUGAACGGCUGCUUCGCAACGUCACGAUGUUGAUGGACUCUAACCCCAUCCGCACGGCGCUGGAAGUGUGCAAACAACUCGUGUCAGAGUCCGUAUACGCGGUGAUUGUGUCGCACCCUUUGAACGGGGACCUGUCUCCGGCUGCCGUAUCCUACACCAGCGGCUUCUACCACAUCCCUGUCAUCGGCAUCUCUUCCAGGGACAGCGCUUUCUCUGAUAAGAACAUCCACGUAUCGUUCCUGCGGACGGUGCCGCCGUACAGCCACCAGGCGGACGUGUGGGUGGAGCUCGUCAAGACGUUCCAGUACUCGCAGGUGAUCUUCGUGCACUCCUCUGACACCGACGGCAGGGCGCUGCUCGGUCGCUUCAGGAACAACGCCCAGAACCACGAGGACGACAAGGACAUCAAGGUGGAGAUGGUGAUCGAGUUCGAGCCUGGCCUGAACGAGUUCGUGGACCACCUUAGUGAGUUGUUAUCCUCUAUGCAGAUUGUUAUCCUCCUAUAUGCAGACAAGCAAGACGCCGCUAAGAUCUUCCACGACGCGUCCUACUUCAACAUGACCGGCCAGGGCUACGUGUGGAUAGUCACCGAGCAGGCGCUCUCCAGCAAGGGCGUGCCCGUGGGCACCGUGGGCCUCAAGCUCGUCAACGCGUCUAACCAAGACGCUCACAUCACCGACAGCUUGUAUGUGUUGGCGGGCGCUCUAAAGAAGCUGCACGAGAAAGAGAACACCACCAACAGUCCCCCUAAGGACUGCGAUAACACCGGCAGCCAUUGGGAGACUGGCAAGGUUUUGUUCAAAUACAUCCAGAACGAGGUGUUGGAGAACGGACUCACCGGGAAGGUGGCGUUUGACGAGAGCGGUGACCGCAUCAACGCGGAGUACACCAUCAUCAACAUACAGGAGGAUGAGUCAUCACACACCAAGCGCAAGGGCGUUCCUGUCGGCGAGUUCAUCUAUAAUAAGACCGAGAAAUCCAUGACACUCGACGUAGAUGUGAGCGCCAUCAUCUGGCCUGGCAACACGUCUGUCAAGCCACAAGGCUACAUGAUACCUACCAAGCUCAAGGUUUUAACAAUCCACGAGAAACCCUUCGUGAUCACGAAACCAAUCAACAGCCCCGCGGAAUGCAUGGGUGAUGGCAACGUUCCUUGUCCAUGGUUCAACACCACAGGCGACGUGGACAAGCUAUUUUGCUGUAGCGGCUACUGCAUCGACCUCCUCAUUAAACUCUCGCAGAAAAUUAACUUCACCUUCGAGCUCGCGCUCAGCCCUGACGGGGAAUUCGGUUCUCUCGUCAUGAAGGAGAACUCGACCAAGAAAGAGUGGACGGGUUUGAUCGGCGAACUCGUAAACCAGACACACGGCGCUGACAUGAUAGUGGCGCCUCUCACCAUCAACCCAGAGCGCGACCAAGUCAUCGAGUUCUCGAAGCCCUUCAAAUAUCAGGGAGUGACCAUCCUAGAGAAAAAGCAACCAAGAUUGUCGACGCUCGUGUCGUUCUUACAACCGUUCAGAAACACGUUAUGGAUCCUGGUUAUGGUAUCCGUGCAUGUGGUUGCCGUGGUACUCUACUUACUCGACCGCUUCAGUCCGUUUGGGAGGUAUCGCCUGGCAGGCGCUGAGGCUGCGGAGGAAGACGCCCUCAACCUCAGCUCGGCCGUGUGGUUCGCUUGGGGCGUCCUCCUCAACAGCGGCAUUGGGGAAGGUGAGCGUUCCCCUCUUCAUUUACGUAACCCCAUGGAGAACUUCACGUACGCCACGGUCAAGGGUUCCUCCGUGGACAUGUACUUCAGAAGGCAAGUGGAGCUCAGCAACACUGUCUCUUAUACACAUCUAGAUGUGUAUAAGAGACAGGUGUCAUGUGUCCUGGAGUGUGUCAUGUGUCCUGGAUUACGUAACCCCAUGGAGAACUUCACGUACGCCACGGUCAAGGGUUCCUCCGUGGACAUGUACUUCAGAAGGCAAGUGGAGCUCAGCAACAUGUACAGAACCAUGGAGGGCAACAACUACGACACGGCUGAUGAGGCCAUUGAGGCUGUCAAAAGAGGGGACUUGAAGGCAUUUAUCUGGGACAGCUCAAGGCUGGAAUACGAGGCAGCACAAGACUGCGAUUUGGUGACGGCGGGCGAACUUUUCGGUCGUUCAGGCUACGGCAUCGGCUUGAGAAAAGGUUCACCGUGGGCGGAUCGAGUGACGUUAUGUGUCUUGGAGUUCCAUGAGAGCGGCUACAUGGAGGAGCUCGAUAACAAAUGGAUCUUGCACUCGCCCAACGACGACUGUGAUACGAGCGACAAGGCGCCCGCCACGCUGGGGCUCAAAAACAUGGCUGGGGUGUUUAUCCUCGUAGCCGCGGGGGUUGGCAUAGGAAUUGGUUUGAUUAUUAUAGAAAUUGUGUACAAAAAACACCAGAUCAAGAAGCAGAGAAGACUUGAAUUGGCUCGACAAGCUGCCUACAAGUGGAGAGGCUAUAUAGAGAAGCGCAAGAACGAGCGCGCGUCCAUGCUCCUCCAGCGAAGGAUCAAAUCCAACGGCCUGAACGAUCCGUCGUUAAUAUCGCUGAGUCUGGAGGCGGCCCACCUGGGGGCGGCGGGCCGGCCCGACAGCGGCGGCAUGAGCUCUUUUCCUCCGACAGCUUCGGCCAUCGCCGCGUCGGCGGUGGCAACGGGCGGCGCAGCAGCGGCCAUGCAACUACCUACCAUGCUACCACCUCCUCCAGCGCCCCCUAUGUCCAUACCUUUGUCUUCUCCAAUGUCUUUACCUCUGGACGUUCCUCCUGCUCCAGCACCUCCCUCCUCCAGAAGAGCCAACGACCUGCGGCAGCGGCAGGUCUCUACCCUUGAGGACAGAUUGCCACCGCCUCCUCCACCUCCUGCUGGGGUGGACGCGCAGAGAUUUGUGUCUUCAUACAAGAGUCUUUAUGGUCCUGAUCGACCUGACUUGGUGGCGUAGCAUUAUGUUCCCUAGCGAAGUGUCAGUGGCGUUCUCCCUGACGUCAUGCGGCUAUAGUUUUCCCACAAUGGGACUCUUUUGGCAUUAAGCGAGGCUGAUUUCUUUAGGCUAUUGUGCUUUAUAAACUUCUAACGAUGUGCGCAUCUUGUCUUGCCUCUACGUUGCCCUCUUGUUAAGCAGCCAAGAGAUCUUGGAUGAUUCCGUGACCGUUGUUCGCCUUCAUCUACAAUUUUGUUCACGACGAUCACGGCCUGCGACACAACAGAAAAUAUUGCAUUGCGAGAUAAGAAGCAAGAGGUUCGAGAUGCGAGAAGCAAACUAUGCUUACGUUGUGUAGUGGUGUCGCUUUUAACUCGAUUCUGUUAGCUCUUUAGAUAGAAGGAUCUAACAUUGUUACCGAUACGCUUAUAAAUGUACUGAGUGACUGAUAGAGUGGGUGGAGGUACUGGUGGUCGAGCUCUUUUGAAGUAUUUCAUUUUUCUUCAUUGGUUAUUUCUAUCUUACGGUUUGUUAAUUUCUCCGCUCCUGAAGCGCAAUUGAGAGCAAAAACGUAAGAACUCCAAGGCUCUACGAUUGUUUCUCAGGCGCCCACACAUAAUGUGUUAAGCUCGUCUCCAAAAGGGCUUCCAGUAUCGUCCAGACCACCAAAGUUAUUGUGUAGGUGUAGCUGAACAAACUGUACAUUUGUUGGCUCGUGCUUGUGUGAGAGAUGGAUCUCGUAUCUUAAUGAGAUCAUUUCUUGAAGCGGUGCCAGUCAUGUCCCGUUAAUGCCAACAAUAAUUAAUAACUCAAGAGCGACUGACUUGUGCAAUCCAUGUUUGUAAUUUUGUGUAACUUAGUCUGGCCGUGAGAGGCUAGCAGGCUGUACAUAAUGAUUGCUUCAAGCAAGUGUGUUCAGUGUGUCGCCCACGCCCGCAUUUUACAAGAGAGUAUAGAAACCUGCUUGGGGUUUAAACAGGCUUGAGAACCCGGUAACCUACGUUCAAAUUACUCAAAGUUUUAUAAGUGAAGCGGUCCCAAUGAGUGUAAAUUGAGCCAGUCCUUGCAGUAAUUUUCUAGGAAUGGAAACAGGUCGCAACGUCAAAGAAUGUGACAUGGUAAAGCCAUGUUAUGGCUCCUCUCCUGAACUUGUCGCUGGAUUAGCUCCGGGCUGAAAGCAAAGAGAGAAAUCGAGGCUAACCAUACAAUGCCGUGAGUUUUUGGUUGUCUAAAGGAUGGUGCAGGUAUAUAUUUUAUCGUGCAAAGCUGCCUGUGUGUGGAGAUGUGAUCCAUAUUGCCAUCUUGAUUGCAGCUAACACUUUGCGGCGCCCUGGUUAAAUCCUAUCAUCCUAGCGAUGCAAGAUCAGUUUGGUCAGAUCCCACCAGCUCUGAUCAGCUCUGAGCAGCUCUGACCAGCUCUG